Penicillium atrosanguineum is the source of this 2991-nucleotide messenger RNA. RefSeq names its product isoleucine--tRNA ligase ISM1. The record is from RefSeq and is a predicted model, not a curated record. NCBI's taxonomy places the organism in Eukaryota, Fungi, Ascomycota, Eurotiomycetes, Eurotiales, Aspergillaceae. The transcript has a single exon. Bases 1 to 2991 code for a protein of 996 amino acids. Gene Ontology annotation, biological process: isoleucyl-tRNA aminoacylation. Gene Ontology annotation, cellular component: cytosol. Gene Ontology annotation, molecular function: tRNA binding; ATP binding; aminoacyl-tRNA deacylase activity.
AUGCGACAGACGCAACUGCUGUCCCGAAGUUGGACGCCAACCCUCAAGCUCCCAAAGUCCACAUUCCCGCCCCGCGUGUCGCUGGUAGACCGAACCAAAUACCUAAAGCGCAGCACCGACGAGCUCUACGCCUGGCAACAGCGCGUACGACCCGCCUCGAAGCCCUUCAUUCUACACGAUGGACCACCCUAUGCAAACGGUGAGCUGCACAUCGGCCACGCGCUAAACAAAAUCCUCAAGGAUAUCAUCAACCGCGUCCAAUUGGGUCGGGGGAAGCGCGUGCGCUAUGUGCCUGGAUGGGAUUGUCACGGGCUGCCGAUCGAGUUGAAGGCGCUGCAGGGGUUACAACAGAUUGGUGUCGCAGAAGACUCGAUGAGUCCGGCGGUUAUUCGGAAGUCUGCGAGGCAGCUUGCGCGCCAGACGGUGAAGGGGCAGAUGAAAGAAUUCAAAGGGUUUGGCGUGAUGGCGGAUUGGGAAGGCCAUUGGAAGACGAUGGACAAGGCGUUUGAGAUGCGGCAGCUUGGAGUGUUUCGGGAGAUGGUUGACCACGGUCUCAUCUAUCGCAAAUUCAAGCCGGUGUACUGGUCGCCGUCGUCGGGGACUGCGCUUGCGGAGGCGGAGUUGGAAUACCAGGAGAAUCACAUGUCGACGGCGGCUCUGGUGAAGUUUCCGCUUGUUGAGAUCCCGGUACACUUGUCUAAGGAUCCGUUGAUCGUGGGGAAGGAGGUGAACGUGGUUAUUUGGACCACUACGCCGUGGACUUUGCCUGCCAAUGCUGCCAUCGCGGUGAGUGACUCGCUCGAGUAUACCAUCGUGCAGUCAGAGACACACGGACUUUUACUUGUCGCCCAGUCUCGGCUCGAAUAUCUUCAGUCUAUGUUGGGAGAGGAGGAGCUUUCCGUCAUCAUUCCCUCAGUCCUGGGUUCAGAACUGGCUGAAAAGACCACCUACCGAGCACUUUUUAAGGGCCCAGAAGCCAAGCCCCAGCCGAUCAUCGGGGCGGACUUUGUGACCGCAGACUCGGGAUCUGGUUUGGUUCACUGUGCGCCGGGUCACGGUAUGGAGGACUACGAAGCAUGUCUGAAGCGCGGCAUCGAUGUCUUCGCACCCGUCAAUGACGAUGGCAAGUUUACAGAAAAGGCGAUGCCCCACGACCCUACCUGCUUGACUGGCAAGUCUGUCUUGGGAGAUGGCAACAAAGCUGUCCUUGAGUAUGCUGAAGCUCGCGGUCAACUCCUUGCCCAGCACGCAUACGAGCACAAGUAUCCCUAUGACUGGCGCUCCAAGCAGCCGAUUAUCAUCCGCGCUACUGAACAAUGGUUUGCCGAUGUGGGCGAUAUCCGGGUUAGUGCGCUUCAAUCUUUGGAAGAUGUUCGCUUUGUUCCUGAGGCGGGCAAGUCCCGGUUGGAGAACUUUGUCAAGAACCGCAGCGAAUGGUGCAUCUCGCGACAGCGCGCAUGGGGUGUCCCCAUUCCCGCCAUCUAUCACCGGACUACAGGCGAGGCGGUUUUAACCAAGGAAAGUGUGUCUCAUAUUAUGUCUACUAUUGAAGAGCGCGGCAUCGAUGCCUGGUGGACUGAUAGUGCUGAUGAUUCCGCCUGGGUCCUUCCGUCUCUUCGUGAUGAUUCGGGCGGAUACCGACGUGGAACAGACACUAUGGACGUCUGGUUCGACAGUGGCACCAGCUGGGCGGAAAUCGACGUUGCCCAGGAAGGCCGAACCCACCGGGCCGACGUGUACCUGGAGGGAAGUGACCAGCACCGCGGCUGGUUCCAGUCUGGUCUCCUGACCUACAUUGCCCACCAGCUUGCCUCUGGAAAGACCGAGGGUGUCGGUGCUCCUUUCAAGAACCUCAUUACGCACGGCUUUACCCUUGAUGAGAACGGGCGCAAGAUGAGCAAGUCGAUUGGCAACACCAUUGCUCCGCAGACUAUCAUGGACGGCACUCUACUGCCUCCUCUCCCACCUCGCAAGGGCAAAGCUAAGAAACAGGCUGAAAGCGAGGGACCGACCUACGACGCCCUGGGCCCGGAUGUACUUCGACUGUGGGCAGCAAGUAGUGACUACACGCGCGACGUGGUGAUUGGAAAGCAGGUUCUCCAAACCGUACACACCAGUCUCCACAAGCUGCGAGUUACAUUUAAGCUGCUUCUCGGUUCCCUGGGCGACUUCCAGCCCGAGCGUGCGGUGCCGUACCAGGAGCUGCAGCUGGUGGACCGAAUUGCGCUGAAGCACCUGUCAGACCUGGUGCAAACGACGCAGAAGACUUGUGACAACUUCGAGUUUUACAAGGCCGUCAGCAACCUGAACCAGUGGGCCAACCUCCAAUUCUCGGCAUUCUACAUGGAAGCCAUCAAGGAUCGACUCUACACACUGGGCGAGAACAGCACCAGCCGGCGAGCGGUCCAGACCACCCUGUUCUACAUCUUUACUCACCUUCAGGAAGUUCUCGCACCCAUCACCCCGCUUCUUGUAGAGGAGACAUGGGAGCACACGCCCGAGGCAAUCCGCUCGCACAACCCCCACCCCUUGCAACGCGUUGUCUCCGCCCCCGCACAGGAAUGGCACGACCCGUCGCUUGACACCAGACACCUUGAAAUCACCGCUGUGCACUCGGUCAUCAAGAACCUGCAAGAACAAGCUCGGCGAAAGAAGCAGCUCGGCUCAUCGCUGCAAUCCUUUGUGCACCUGAUACUUCCCGGCGACUCAAGCACCUCUACCACCUUCCACGAGCACCUCUCUGAGCUACCGGACUUGUUUGUCGUGUCCUCCGUGACUAUCGGCGCACCCGGCGAGCUCGUUCCGGAGAUUAGCGAGGCGGAAUGGCAGUACGAGCAAGAGUGCGAGCUCCCGGAUGGCAAGGGCACUGUUUAUGUGUACGCGCCACAGGCAUCCAAAUGUGGGCGAUGCUGGCGGUAUGCAGUUCCGAUGGCAAGCGAGGAGGAGAUUUGCCAGCGGUGCGAAGAAGUGGUGUCGGAGCUUGACUCUUAA